Messenger RNA from Saprolegnia diclina VS20, 681 nucleotides. RefSeq lists its product as hypothetical. The record is from RefSeq and is a predicted model, not a curated record. The coding region runs from base 1 to 681 and encodes 226 amino acids. The transcript is spliced from 6 exons. NCBI's taxonomy places the organism in Eukaryota, Oomycota, Saprolegniomycetes, Saprolegniales, Saprolegniaceae.
AUGAAGUUCCAGCUCAAGACGAUCCACCGCCGGUACUACACGCCCGAAGAAGUCGGCAUCCACAAGUGCGCCGACGACUGCUGGCUCGUCGUCUUUGGGCGCGUCCUCGAUGUCACGGCGCUCAUCGCAGCGCACCGUGGCAAGCUCACGCAGCCGCUCGUGCAGCACGCUGGCGAAGACAUUACGCACUGGUUCGACGCCGUCACGCGCGAGGUCAAGACGCACAUCGAUCCCGACCGCAACAUUCGCUUGCCGUUUUUGCCCUACGGACGCUUUCUCGACGUGCCACCCCCCGAGCCUGUGACCGAUUGGAAUACGCUCGAGCUCCAGCCGUGGUGGACGGACGAUGCGCAUUGCAUUGGGCUCAUGACCGAAAAAGUGCGCUCGAUCCAAGUCGUCAACACGCUGACGCACCAGAGUCACUCGAUUCAGGUGUGUUCGGAAGAGACACUCUACGAAAUCCAAAAGCGGUACAUUGACCUGCAGUUCAAUGCCCAUGCCGGCAGCUACACGUGGAAGUACUUGGACGGCCACGAGUUUCUUCCGCUCGACAUGGACAAGACGCUGACGCAAAACGGCAUCCUCGACGAAGCGGCCGAGUUUGAAAAGCUCCAUCUCGACGCCGACGACUACCAGCCGAUUGUGCACAUUUACUACAACGACGACCUGACGAUUCUCUAG